AUGAGUACGCAGUCCCGGAUGUCCUAUGGCAACCAAGCGAGAUCAUCGUCCGCUAUGGCUUAUCGUAUACAGCAGUUGCCUGGAUCUGUUUUUAAGAUUUUUUUUCUUAUACUCCUAUUUACCGGUCGUUGUCAGGCUCUACAUCUUGUAGAUAAAACAACCGUUAAAGAUGAUAAUUCAUGGAAUACAAACAUGACUAUUCCUAAAACAUCGAUGGAUCUGAAGAUGAACCUUAUCGCUCACACUCCACUGCCGCAAACAACUUUGCCCGUUAAACAACAUGAAACUAUGUCUCCUGAAAUUUCGAACAAAUUAAAAAAUACAUUGGUUCAUCAUUCACCCAUGUCUACAGCUGUAAGUCCAACUAAAGAUAUGAGUGAAAAUUCAUGGAGUACAUCGACAGUGAGUGGUCAUGCUAAAUCGUCAACAGAAUUAAUAACAAAUCUUAUACAGCAUACGCCAAUACCCGAGAAACAACGGAUGAAAAGUACUAUAUCAUCUUCAUGGGAUGAUUCACGACCAUUCAGCGCUGAUUUAAAACGAGCAAUAACCACAGCAGCUCCACAAGAAGGAACCAUUGAAAACCUAAUCGCAACAUUUAAACCAGUGAAAAACGAUUUAUUGAAUCGAAAACAAACAAGGUCAUUAAGUUCCGAUGAUUCAAUUGAAGAACAUAUUUCAAUAAUAAAACCAAACGAUGAUAAUAAAAGUGAUGCUAUAUCAAGUUUAAUUCAACAUUCAAUACAUCCAUCUGGUGCGAGUUCAAAUCAUCAUCAUGAUAUUAGUAAUCUGGUUAAAAUUGUUGAAUAUAAUAUUAAUAAAAACCACACGACAGAGCCAUUAGGAAAAUUUGUUAGCGGUGUAGGCACUCAAUCAUCAUCAGUAGCAACUACACCAAUAAAUCAAAAAAGGACCUCAUUGUCUCAACCCACUGGAAAAGCAAUUGUAACAAAAAUGGCUCGAGCUGAUUCAACAUCGUCUAUUGAUAGUUCAAUAAUAGAUGAUACAGUGAAAACAUCAAAUUACAAGAUGGCGACAACAGCGCAGAAUAGUACGGGGGAUUUACAAAACCGAGAUACCCCAUUUAUGUCAGCAACACCAAAAACAAUGAUGAAAAAACGACAACGAAGAAUAUCGAGAGAUACAGAUAAUGAUGAGCAAGACGAUGAGGAUGAUUAUGACGAAUUAACAUGGAAAAAAACAAAUAGAAAUGAUAUCGAUUAUCCAGUUGGUAAUGGUCACGAUUUUAAGUUAUUACGUCAGUAUUCGAAUGAAAUGACGAGUUUAUAUCAAUCACAGUCAAAACAACACAUACAGCAUCAAAAUGGUAGUAAUCAUCGUAUGUAUGAAGUCGGUGUACGUAGUUCUUUAUCUUCAUCCUCAUCUUCCUUUCGUCACGAAAAUAUGGAUGGUAAACUGAAUGAAUUACGUGAAGAUAUUCGACAAAUUGAAAGAAAACAUGAAGAUAGUUUAGAAUUAAAACGACAAUUAAAAGAUAUGGAAAUAAAGAAAAAUAAUUUUGAAGCUAUGUGGAAUAAAACACAACAAUUGCUAGCAGAUACAGAAACAAACUUAGAACAAGAAAAACAAGCCAAAUUAAAGCUAGAAUGGAAUACAAGAAAUUUAAAUAAUGAACUCAAAACGAUUCGCACUAAAUUACAAAUGGUUGAAGAUGAAAAAGAUUUAUUACAACAACGAUUUUCUACGUUAAAAGAUCAAAAACAAUCAAAUUCGACACAUAUAUCUCAUGGUCUCUCCAAUAUAACUACAAAUGGUAUUCUACGUGAAGAAGAUAUUGAAAAAAUAAAAUCUCGUCACCGUGAAGAAAUGAAAUUAUUAUCUUUGGAAAAUGAAGAUUUACAUCAACGAACAAGACAAUUGCAAUCUGAUUUACAACUACAUAAAGAAUCUUUGGAUGUCACCGUUCGAUAUAAAAUUGAUUUAGAAAAAGCAUGUGAAGAAAAAACCUAUUUACAACACGAAAUUCAUCGUUUAAAAUUGGAAAAAGAUUUAAUUGAACAAGAAAAAGUAGAAUAUAAAACAAAAUAUGAUAGUUUGCAAGAUGAAAUGCGUCUUUUAUUGUUUGAUCGAUCAAAAAUUGAACAAAAACUAACCGCAGAGUUACAAGAACAAACAAAACAACGGAAUAGGAGUUUAGAAGAUAUAAGAAAAUAUAAACAGCAAAUUGAACAGUUAAAUAUCAAAUUAGGUGAUUGUGAAGCAAAAAUGUUAAGUUUACAAUAUCAAAAUGAAGCAUUAACGAAAUCAAAAGAAUUGGAGGUGAAAAAUGAAUUUCAAGCAUUAACUAAACGCUUAAAUACAAUUGAAAAUGAUAAAAUAACUGCUGAAAACCAAUAUCAAAAUGAAAAUAUGCUUUUAACAGGAUUAACUUAUCAACAACAAAAACAAUCAAACGAUACUUACACCGAUAGGACGAAACAUCUAAAAAAAGAUCAUCAUAGACGUAGUCAACAUUCAAACGGAUCAAUUUGUUUCCAGUGUGAUGCCCUGCAACGAAAUUAUGAACUUGAACUUCAAUAUCGUCUGUCCAUUGAAAAAGAUAAUGAGCGUUUGCGUGAAGCGUUUCAUAAACAACAACAACAUUCUGUUCCAUCAUCAAUUGUAACUACUACCCAAGCAAAACAGGAUAAUGUUUAUUUGACAACGACUGAAAAUUCAAAAUCAAUACAUGGUGAAACAGAACGUGCCAAAUAUGACUUAGAUCGUAUACAAGAUAUUAAUUUAUUAAUUGAUAACUACGAUCGAAAACGUGCUACACACACAUUACAUCAGCCAAUUGAUACAACUCGAAAAUUUUACGAUCAAAAAGGUCGACAACGACAAUUAACUAUUGAAAAAUUAACAAACGAUUCAUCAAGGCCACGUACACCGUCCUCAUUUCCAGUCGGCUCACAUUUAAAUGGUGGAGGAGAUUAUGAAUACCAUCAUCACUUACAUUCACAUGAUUCGCACGAAAAUAGUCGACCGUCAAGUCAGUGUUCUUGUACAAAUAGUGAACUAUUGAAAGAACGUUUAGAGACAGCUAUCGAUACAAGCCUUGCUGAUGAACGAAUGCAAGCGAUUAAACAAUUACCGUUACGUUCAACAACAACGAAUACAACGAUGACAAAUGGAAUAGGAAACAUAUUGACGUUAUCGGCAGACGAUUCUAGAAAUAAUGGAAAAUAUGACUUAGCUAUGUUACCCGAUGAAUAUAAACAUUUGACUAAAAAUUUAAUUUUCACAAGAGAUGCUGCUUCAGAUGAAAAAGCGUAUUGUUGUAAAAAUUGGCAAAUGAUCAAUAACGAUGAAAUUCAUACAAAAGUGCAAGCUGUACACACUCCAACUGCUCAUGUUGUGACAAUUGGUUAUCAAGACUGUAACGGCGUGUUAAAUCCAACAAUGCCAACGGUACCUCCCCCACCCCGUACACCUCGUUCAACAUCACCUUCUCCACCCCGUUCAACAACAAAUAGGCCGGGUCGAUCAACCACACAAUGCAUGUUCACUGCCGUCAACAAAACAGAAUAUUUUUUGGCCACAAAAUAUUCAAUCAUCACAUAUUUAGUUCCAAAUUCUCAUAAAUAUUGUGCACCAGAAGAUUAUGGUUGUUGUCCAACAUAUGUUUUAUUGAACGAUAACUGUAUCCCUGAAUCAGAGGUUGCUGGUCUUGAAUUUUUAAUACAACUUGGAUUGAUUGGCGUUGGAAAAAAAUAA
Didymodactylos carnosus is the source of this 3717-nucleotide messenger RNA. The record is from the annotation of a GenBank genome assembly. Lineage: Eukaryota; Metazoa; Rotifera; Eurotatoria; Philodinida; Philodinidae.